CAUUAAAUAUGCAUUGUUUUUUGUGAAUAACAAUUUUCCAUAACUUUAAGCCAAUAGAAAUUCAAUAAACACUAUUAAUUUUUUUGAAACUUACAAUUUUUCAUAAAAUCAUACAUUGAAAAAGUAAAAAAUUUAUCUUUUUAAAACAAAUUUUUUUUCCAGAACAUACAUCUUUUAGGAACGGAUGGAGUAUUAUUUAUCUUCCUUUAUUAAUCAGUACAUGAAAACCUAAUUAUCUACACGUAUUAGUGAACUCCUCUAUGUUACCAAACCAAUUGUAAAACUUUGUGCUGUCGCCUGUCGGAUUUAAGACGCAAGAGAUUAAGAUUGAGACGCCACUUGUUAGACAAGCACAUGGCCAUUUCAAUCUUUGCCAGAUAAUAUUCUUCUGACUUCAAUUUUCUAGUAUUUGUUUAUGUACAUUUUAAUGUGUAGUUUUCUUUAUUUCCAAUGUGUAUACUUGAAAUUUGCGCCAAAAAUCAAUUAUUGUCCUCAAGAAUUUUGUGUACCAAAUAUUAGCUUGAUUUUUUCCACCUUCAUAAAUUACAUAAAGUUCGUGCGAGUUCGUAUUACCGACUAGUUUAAUUCAUACGGAAACUUAUAUGUGUAUAUAUUUUCAAAAAAAAAUGACAGACAUUCAAAUUACACGAAAAAGAACAAAACCAAAAAGCUUCAAACAAAUUUCUAAGUUUAUAUAAAUAAUCAUGAUUUAAAACUAGGUCAACCCACAUGAUCCCCAAUUAUUUUAAACAACUCCGUACAAUCUCAUCUAAAAUAAAGUUUAAAUUGUUAUGAAUGGGUUUAUAAGACAUGGAAUUGUUGCCCUUUGAUUGGGAAGACAAAAAAAUUAAAGGCUACAUGGUGGAGACUAUACUUUAUAAUCAAGUUACGUAGUAAAAUAAUUAGAACCUAAUCAUGAAUCUCCACAUGCAGAAAGGUCAACUAUCACACACUAGCGCACUUGCACACACCAAGAAAGCCCCAUGGAACUAGCGAGUCACGUUCGUAGAUUCACAUUACAUUUGCUUUGCCUCCACACUUUAAUAUAAAAUGACAACAACAGAACAUAACACAAACCCCAAAAGUGUCUUUAGUAAGAACUCAGAGACCGAACUAAAAGGAGUUUUGCUUUAACCCAUUUUUAGCAUUAUGGAUUCGGUGCAAUCCUUCAAAGGAUAUGGAAAAGUAGACGAAGCUCAAGAUCUAGCAUUAAAGAAAAACACAAGAACACGUCUAAUCCUACUAUCCAUCUCCGGCCUAAUCCUCCUCGCCGUAAUAAUUUCCGCCGUAGUCGCCGCCGUGGUUCACACGAAGAACAAGAACUCCUCCGAGUCAACACCGAGUCCACCCCCCGAGUUAACACCAUCCACCUCCCUUAAAACAAUCUGCAGCGUGACUCGUUACCCUGAGUCUUGCUUCUACAGCAUCUCGAAGCUUCCGGCUUCCAACACGACGGAUCCAGCGAUCCUCUUCAAGCUCUCGCUAAAACUCAUCAUCGACGAGCUCGACGGGAUAUCCGAUUUACCGGAGAAGCUGGCCAAGGAGACGGAGGACGUGAGGAUCAAAUCCGCGUUAAGGGUAUGCGGGGAGAUGAUCGAGGACGCGUUGGACCGGCUAAACGACACCGUUUCGGUCAUGGACGACGACGGGAGCAAUAAGAAGACUCUAAACUCUUCGACCGUCGACGAUCUCAAGACUUGGCUGAGCGCGACGGUGACGGACCACGAGACGUGUUUCGACUCGCUAGACGAGCUGGCUCAGAACAAGACGGAGUACGCGAACUCGAACAUCACUCAGAGCCUCAAGUCCGCGAUGAGUCGGUCCACCGAGUUCACGAGCAACAGCCUCGCCAUCGUGGCCAAGAUCCUCGCCGCGUUGAGCGACUUCGGAGUUCCGAUACACCGGAGGAGACGGCUUUUGGUGAGCCAGCAGCAGACGCCUGAGUGGGCGAGGCGGAGGCUGUUGCAGACGGCGGGGUUGAAGCCGGAUGUGACGGUGGCGGGUGAUGGAACGGGGGAUGUGAAGACGGUGAAUGAAGCGGUGGCGAGAGUGCCGAAGAAGAGCUUGAAGGUGUUUGUGAUAUACGUGAAAGGUGGAACGUACGUUGAGAAUGUGGUGAUGGAUAAGGGUAAGUGGAAUGUUAUGAUCUACGGCGACGGGAAGACGAAGACUAUUAUCUCCGGCAGUAAGAACUUCGUGGACGGGACUCCGACUUAUGAAACGGCCACGUUUGCUAUACAAGGCAAAGGAUUCAUAAUGAAAGACAUCGGAAUCAUAAACACCGCCGGAGCAGUGAAACAUCAAGCGGUGGCGUUCCGAUCAGGCUCCGACUUCUCCGUCUACUACCAAUGCUCCUUCGACGGUUUCCAAGACACUCUUUACCCUCACUCCAACCGCCAGUUCUACCGCGACUGCGACGUCACCGGAACAAUCGACUUCAUCUUCGGAAGCGCCGCCGUCGUGUUCCAAGGCUGCAAAAUCAUGCCGCGCGAGCCUCUUCCGAGACAGUUCAACACCAUAACAGCUCAGGGCAAGAAAGAUCCGAACCAAAACUCCGGUAUGUCGAUCCAGCGAUGCAGUAUCUCCGGCAACGGCAAGGUGACUGCUCCGACGUAUUUAGGCCGGCCGUGGAAGGCGUUUUCCACGACGGUGAUCAUGGAGACGGAGAUUGGAGCGGUGGUAAGAGCUUCAGGGUGGAUGUCGUGGGUUUCGGGAGUUGACCCGCCGGCGAGUAUAGUGUACGGAGAGUAUAGGAAUACUGGGCCUGGGGCGGAUGUGAGCAAGCGAGUUAAAUGGGCCGGGUAUAAACCGGUUAUGUCUGAUGCCGAGGCUGGGCGGUUUACGGUUGGUACCAUGUUACAUGGUGGUGGUUGGAUACAAUCGGCUGGAGUGGCGCACCAGCUAUCUUAAUUUAGUUACAUAAUAAUACAGUGCUUGAGUUUAUAGUCUUUUGAAAAAAAAAACAUUCGAUUUCGAUCUACUUUUUGUUUAUUUGACAGGGUUGUACUUAGUAUUCUGGUGUUCUACUUGGUGUAAUAGUAUUAGGGGUUCGUCUAUUAGAUAAUUGUUGGCUUUUAGAUCAAUAAUUAUACAAUUAUAUUUUUUAUAAAUUUUAAUAUUUUAAAGUA
This is a messenger RNA of Brassica rapa (field mustard), 3128 nucleotides long. RefSeq names its product pectinesterase 1. NCBI's taxonomy places the organism in Eukaryota, Viridiplantae, Streptophyta, Magnoliopsida, Brassicales, Brassicaceae. Gene Ontology annotation, molecular function: enzyme inhibitor activity; pectinesterase activity. Gene Ontology annotation, biological process: cell wall modification. The record is from RefSeq and is a predicted model, not a curated record.